AUGAGCAAACUACGUAAUUUGAACCGUCAACUUAUCUCCAAUAUCAAAAACCAUGAAUUGACCACAUCGACUAAACGAAAUCUCAUACUAUCGAUAUUGAAAUCCACUACGACAAAACGAGAAGCGAAAAAUUACCUUCAGAAGUACCAGAACCAAUUCGAUUUCAACAACAGUGAACCGAGCACAGGAAAGACUAUUUCCGACUCACAGCGGGAACUUCUCGUAGAUCGCUUCCUCAGUGGAAGAUCUUUGCAUCGCUCAUUAUAUGACGAGUCUAAUCAGAAGUUAGAGAAAAUCCCGCUUCGUCUAGCUAUAUUCAAUUUCAAACAGCUAUCAAUUCUGCCUAGGAGCUGGAAGGGCAUCCGCGAGACGUUUAUGCGACUUUUGAACUUGGGCAUUUCUCCAGUGAUAGUGCUUGACUUCGAUCAUGUUCGUAACGAAUCAUUCAAGUACAAUGAAAUGUACAUGAUGAAUCUGCUUAAUCGUGUUAUGAACGCCCUAGAGAAACAUGAAGAUGGUAAUGUUCAAACCAUGCCAUUAUGGUCAAUUUUUACCACCAAGGACAAUCUGAAAACUUUUGAAGUUGGCAGCCUAGAACAAAUACUUGUUCCUCUCUAUCAAGGAAUCAUCCCCAUUGUGAUGCCCAUUGCGUACGACACUAAGACAACGAAACAAACCUUCGCUUCAGCUCAAGAGAUUACGUACUUUCUACUGGGUGCGCUUUCGGAUCUCUCACCAGGUACGCUCUCCAUUGAAAAGAUUGUCUUUAUUGAUCCCAUUGGAGGCAUUCCUUCCAUUGAACGUAACCAGACCAGUCAUGUAUUCAUCAACCUAUCCCAGGAGUAUUCUGAUAUCGUAUCAGAAUUAUUCAUAGGCUACAUUGAACCUGAGCAGCGAGAUCUACAUCUUCAGAAUUUGAAUUAUAUGAACAAAUUGUUGACGUUGACCCGUGACAAAUCAGGAUCUGAUGAUGCAACUGGUAUCAUCACCACACCACACAUCAUGUCGAUCAAUGAUGAUCAGUUGAAUCCGAUAAUUUAUAACGUACUAACUGAUAGGCCCAUCAUCUCCUCGUCCUUGCCGCUGUCGCGAGAUGCAACACCUCAAUUGUCUACUUCGGUGUUGAAAAAAGGAGUUGACGUGAAGGUACUAGAUACCUCCAAUUUUAGCGGUACUUUCACUUUCGACAAUCUUGUACGUGAGGACUGUCUUGACAAGGAUCGCAUGGUUCACUUGCUUAAUGAUUCUUUUGGAAAGAAGCUAGAUGAAGAAGCCUACUUUCGGCGCAUCAACAACUCGUUGGCUACGGUUGUCAUAGCUGGAGACUAUGAUGGAGCGGCAAUCAUUACGUGGGAAAAUGUUGCAGGCUCAGAUAAGAAAGUUGCGUACCUUGAUAAGUUUGCAAUUGCCAAGCGAAACCAAGGACUUCCCGGGUUAGCCGAUGUGAUUUUCAAGGUUAUCCUUCAGUCACAUAGCGGGGAAUUGAUAUGGCGAUCUCAAAAGAAAAACCCAGUCAAUAAGUGGUAUUUUGAACGGAGCCGCGGACUGAUAAGCUCGCUCAAAUCUCCCUGGCGUGUAUUCUACACUGGAACUAUUUUUGACAAGAGAAUCAACAAAUCGAAGCACGGUUCAUCGGGUUUAGAUAUCAAAAGAAAGAUUCACGAGUACAUCGAAAUCGGGGAGAGCAUUCCGGCGUCAUUUACAUGA
Meyerozyma guilliermondii ATCC 6260 is the source of this 1707-nucleotide messenger RNA. It is a transcript of the gene ARG2, whose product is annotated as acetyl-CoA:L-glutamate N-acetyltransferase. Gene Ontology annotation, cellular component: mitochondrial matrix. Gene Ontology annotation, molecular function: L-glutamate N-acetyltransferase activity, acting on acetyl-CoA as donor; arginine binding. The transcript has a single exon. Lineage: Eukaryota; Fungi; Ascomycota; Pichiomycetes; Serinales; Debaryomycetaceae. Gene Ontology annotation, biological process: L-arginine biosynthetic process. The coding region runs from base 1 to 1707 and encodes 568 amino acids. The record is from RefSeq and is a predicted model, not a curated record.